AAAUGUGGGCAUUGUGAUUAUGGGGUGUUGCCCAGUUCCUGCUGGGUCACGUAUACCUAGAACCUUUCUAACAUCCCAGCAUCCCCAGGAUGGGGGCACUGCUAAUGGCCUCUUGUUGGCAGGGUGAGAAGAUCUAUCUCAUCAAGCUGGCCUCGGCGAGCUCCUCCCUUUACGAGUUCUGCCAUUCAGCCUCCAACAACGAGAUGUUCUUUGUCGACCAGGAUGAAAAUGAGGCUCUCGCUUUUGGAUUGGUUUAUAUGCCUCAGGUUCUCACAAAUCUGGGAAGCAGCUGCUGCCUCAUUGAGUCCAAGGAGCUGAAAUUCUCAAUGGAGCUUGCAGAUCACGGACUGAAAAACAGAGAAGAGCAAGUUAUUACCCUGUAUGAAAACAUCAACCUCGUGGAGUUGAGACUCAUUCAGCCAUAUGAACAUGUUAUAACGAACUUUAUCUGUGAGAUCAAACUUCAGAGCCCGGAAAUGGAAAACCUGGCCAUUGCCGUGAAGAGAGCCCAGGACAAGGCAGCCAUGCAGCUGAGUGAGCUGGAAGAGGAAACGGAUCAGAGGAUUCAGGCAGCAGAACACAAGACACGGAAAGAAGAAAAACGGAAAGCUGAAUGAGCUCUUAGUGACCCCAGAUGUCAGUGUGAAAUUCAGAGAAGUAGGAGAUCUGCAGGUGACCAUAAACAAACUCAAAAAGUUUCUCCUUCUGAAUCAAAAUGCAACUUAGAAUCAGUGAUCCUGGAUAGUCAUGUGGCAAUUGUGACAUACUUGUGUGAAGAGCUUCAGUGAACACUAUCUGGCAAGAUGAAGAAGGCUCCAGCAUCAGAGUACUUAGACUUGAUGAGAUAUGACAUUUGUUUUGAUGAACACACACAUUUUAAAUGAAUUGACACCCACAAAUCCCCACAAUUCCCUGGGGAUGGAAGAUACUCCUAAGAAAAGUAUUUUUUGUUCUCCAUGUUUUAGAUGCUCCUAGACUGCUUUAAUCUGCUAGAACAAUCAAAACACAUAAGUCAAAAAGAUGUGGCUGCGUUAAAAAAAUAAAUUAUGACUUAUUUAAUGGAAAAUCAGAAAGUGAAGAAAGCCCUUUUAGAAGCACGGACAAAUAUAGCCUUUCUUCAGAGUGAAUUAGAUGCAUUGAAAUGUGAUUCUGAUCAGAGCCUGAAUUCUGAAAGAUUACUGGAGUCCUUUAUAUAGAGAGUGAAAUUUGGACAUAGAGGAGAAGACUUGGGGAGCAGCCAGAAGCUGGAAGUUAACUGGACCCAGAGGAGAAAGGAGAAGACAUCACCAUGUGCAUUCCCAUGUAAUGGAAAAAACAAGAAACCCCAAAGAUUGUCC
This is a messenger RNA of Choloepus didactylus (southern two-toed sloth), 1337 nucleotides long. RefSeq names its product ras and EF-hand domain-containing protein-like. Bases 90 to 617 code for a protein of 175 amino acids. NCBI's taxonomy places the organism in Eukaryota, Metazoa, Chordata, Mammalia, Pilosa, Megalonychidae. The transcript has 10 exons. The record is from RefSeq and is a predicted model, not a curated record.